CAUAAAAUAAGGCCUUGGAAAGAGCCCAUUUACAAAGGGUUAGGCCCAUUUAUCACGCCGUAGUCAACGAAUUUUGUUGAUCUCAGUCACGGCCAUAAACACGCCUCUCUGCUUCGCUAGUUCUAAGCUCUGAACAGUGAACAGGGUUCUUUUAAAGGAAGGAUGGGAUUUAUCAUGGAAUUCGCCGAGAAUUUGGUUCUGAGGUUGAUGGAGGAUCCGAAGGAGAGGGAUCGCAAAUUCAGGGAGCACGUAUAUGCUGUGAAGGAUCGAUGCAACAAGACCAAAGAGAUGUGGAGUUAUCCACUUCGCCCUUAUGGGUUCUGGACAUUUGAGCGCCACAAUGCCCAGCUCGCUUGGGAUGCUCAGAUUAGCCAGGUGCCCGGCCGUAGGGACCCGUACGAUGACCUCCUCCAAGAAAGCUAUGGCUCCCCCAAGUGAACAUUGAGUGAUGCAGCCAGAUUGAGAUGGAGAUUUCUUUUAAAGUAGACAGAAAGGUUGCAUUGUCUUGUAAUUCGUUUCCUGCAUGAUUUGUCAGCUAGUCUGUGAUAAUAUUCCGGACUAGUUCAUGAUUUUGAAUAACUUGUCCAUAUAACUCGUGUUAUGGAGUAAAUCUCUUUGUGGAAUGUUGACCA
Hevea brasiliensis (rubber tree) is the source of this 632-nucleotide messenger RNA. RefSeq lists its product as uncharacterized. Bases 163 to 438 code for a protein of 91 amino acids. Lineage: Eukaryota; Viridiplantae; Streptophyta; Magnoliopsida; Malpighiales; Euphorbiaceae. The record is from RefSeq and is a predicted model, not a curated record. The transcript is spliced from 3 exons.